Molecule: messenger RNA, 546 nt
Organism: Coprinopsis cinerea okayama7#130
Lineage: Eukaryota; Fungi; Basidiomycota; Agaricomycetes; Agaricales; Psathyrellaceae
Exons: 2
Coding region: 1-546 (181 amino acids)
Source: RefSeq, a predicted model, not a curated record
AUGAAGAAGACGAUCGAUCCACGUUUGCAUUCCCCAGAGAUCGACUUUCUCCCUUUGGCCAUCCUUGGGCGGUGCUCAGACCACCUUGUCGAGAUCAUUGUUUUCUGUGGUAAUCAUACCGCAACGUCGGUGCAUCGGUUCAGAGGGCUCUUUCGGCCCUUUGGGAUACCCUUCGGCCUCAACGUCCCCGUCGUCCACGAGGACAAAGAGAAUAUUUUCAGAUCUUCCAUUGGCCUACGCACGGAGCCCGCCGUCGAGGGACCUCACCCAUUGCUCCCCUCCACUGCCGACGGUGCCUCCCCAUUCGGCCUCAACCUCAACACCAACAUCGACUUCGCCUACAUCGAUCACCACGGUUCACACCUCUGCAACCGACACGCUAACCUGCCAAGAGCUCUUACCGGUGGCAGCCUAGGUAGUCGACGUCGACCUCACCCUGCUGGUAUCGGCGGAUGUGAUGGCUCGAAGGAUGGAAUUCAAUUCGAAUCUUGGGGUACAUGUUACUGUUGUACCUUGGAUCCCAUGCACGAGUAUCUGUUGUUGUGA